AUGAGCACAGCACUUUUUCCAGCAUUCAAGUUUCUUGCACUUGACUACGUAUAUGAGAAUAUAAUCAAGCAAAGAAUUACUACGUCUUGGAUGUAUAUUCCAUUUCCAAAAGGAGUUCAGCAAAAUGAGAAUUAUUAUCACAGUGGGACUUUCACCAGUGAUAAUUAUAGAAAACCUUGGAAACGAAUUUCUCCCCUUGGAAAUCUCUUGGGUCUUACCUCAAAUGUAAAGGCGAGUCCAGACGUGAACCUCCUUGAAGUUACCAACGGCACCCAGCUGGAAAGACCUACAAGGUUCAAAUAUAUGUCUGAAGGUGUUGCUUGGCUAAUGUGCCCAUCCUUGCUCACAUGUACCCAGAAGGAUACCAACUGCACCCCACUUAUGUGUCCCAAGAAGUUCAACAUGCAGAACACUCCAUGUUCCACAUUUGUUGAGAAAGAAGAAUGUAUUCUCGAUGUUGUCCCAAGCUCAAACCCUUCCACCCAGAUCGAUCAGGAGGAAAUCUUGUUAUUUGUUGAAAAUGAUGUCGAAGAGGUUGGACAUAUUUCUGAAGAAUGCUGGAGGACUAGUGUUCCCAUGGGAAAAAAACCUGACGAUUAUUUUAUCCCUGAUGAUUUGGUAUUUGAUUACCACAUUGCAAAAUACGGGUGCCAUUUACCCAGUUUGGCUGUGUUGAGAAGCAGACUCAAAACUAUCCCUGUGGAAGACCCCCUUGCGAACUGGCACAAGGGCUUUUGCACAAAAGAACAUCUUUUCAGGAUGGACAUUUCUAAAGAGACAGAAACCGACUCAGAUUUUAUUACAGAAGAGUUCCGUGUUCAGCCACCAAAGGAGCAGUAUUUAAUGCUACCUUGCCCACUGGAUGUUACUGAUCACAAUAGAGUAAGCAGAACCUCUGUGUCAGAACUCAUUACAAUGCUGCAGAUCACUCCUGACACAAUACAGCAUUCACCGGCAGAAGGGCAGAUGGUUAAAACAGAUUCUAUUACCAAAUCGACAGGUAAAAUAGACGUUCUUGAGCACAGUUACAUUAAAAAGGACCUUGACCCAAUCUUUGAGGACACAGUGUGUUGCAAAUCAUACCAUGAAGCUGAGCUAGAGAUCCCAUUGACUCCACCCAAUUCACUACUUAAAUUUCAAGCACAAGCCUUAUGUGUUAACCUUGCUACAGAAGAAAUGUCACCUGCUCCCCAGAAGAUUCAGAUUGCAUUGGCUCAAGAAGAUAUUUUAGAGAGCCGGGCCUGCACGUCAGAUGUACACCACCUUCUGCUUAAAGUGCCACAGAUUCCAAACACCUUUCGCCAUGCUACUAUUUCUGAGCUCAAAAAGAAAAUCUCAAUCACAGCAGAGAAAUCUGUAGGUUUCACACUUGGAAAUAGCUGGUGGGGCGAGCUGGGGCUUAAUAUGAAGGCUGUUGAUAUCCUUGAGCCAUUGACUACAGAUGUAUACAAUGCAAACAACUUAAUUAUCAACACAAUGGAGGAUUUUGCAAUAAUCACUGCUGUACAAUUAGAAAGGUUGUUAGAGGAGACGACACUUUCUAUGAAGCAAAAAGGCGGUUUGCAGAACAGUGGCCAGGGUUUUUUGCCUAAUGCUUGCACCUCGCCAACGCCUAAGCUCUCGUGUCCUCCCUCACAAAGUGAACUCUUGGUGGAUUCAAAAGAUGCAUCUGUCAGUGAAAUGUGUGAGGACUCUGGCAAAGAUGAGAGGGCACAUUGUGAUAACCUACAUACAUUUUCUUCAUAUUCAGAAGAUGUUAAUGUUGGGAAAAAUUCACCUUUUUCACUAAGCCACUUAAACCCAACAAAGAGUUAUUCAAAAGAAAUUCAUAAUGGAAGCAAUGGUCACAAGAUAGGAUCAAAGGAUGCAUCAGAUCUUCUUAGCAGUUUCAUCAUGCUUAGGACUAACCGUGCGUUAAGUCCCAAUGACAUACUUACAGAAGGGCUCCCAUUACAAGAGAGUCAAUGCCAGGCUUACAGAAUCCUUGAAGCCUCAGCCAUACCGGUACUAAACAAACUUCAAAGCCUUGGGAUUUCUACCUGUCUGAACUGGAAGUUUGGCACAGUCGCUUUUGACUGUUCUCGUUUUUUGCUGCGGCAACGGGAAAAACUGGUCACUGAUGAAGCAAAAGCAGGAAACGAAGACGAUAAAGAUGUAAUGCUAUUCAAGCAUGCAGCUCUUUUCCAUAUCCUGGUGACACUCAGAGACCUUAUCCUCAUGUGUGACUUUGAUAUGGCUCUAGAGUAUUUGCACGAAGCAAAGGAUAUGUAUAAAAGUCUGCUGGGGUCCAGUUUAGAUGACAUGUACCGAAAGCUGGAGAUUGUGCAGUUUGUUAAAGAAAAAAAUGAAGAGUUAAACCCCAAGAUUUUAGUUCUGCAAAGCCAGUUGUCCCAAUGGAUGGAGAGACAACAAAUGGGGGAGAAGCAGUUCAAAGUGAUAAUUAUAACACGUAUGGAUUCUGACAACGUCAAAACAGUAAUCAUCGAUGGCCUUUGUGAAAUAAAAGGUAUGAAAGUCACAAGUUUAUAUCCUACCUACGGAAGAAGAAUUCUGGACAGCAAAGAAGUACUAGAAAGUUUGAAAAUGUGUACGUGCAUCAUAAUAAACAACCAGCACAUAGGCAAUGAUUUUCCUUGGACUCAUUUCUGCCUUGUUAUUGAGUAUGACUGCACUGAUUGCUGGCUAAACCUAUGCCAGGCCAUAAAGGUACCUCACAUGACCUUAAAAACCUGCCUCCCAAAGGCUUUUCUAGUAGGUAAGUUUUCUUUCAGUCAAAUUCUUCUGAAAAUGCAGAUUCCAUAUAUUUUCAUAUGUUCCGAGGGUUUUUUAAACAACACAGAGAUCUUGAAAAUGAUGGAGUCAAGGUACGGCAUCACAUUUAUUGAGAGAAGCUGCAGUGCAUCUUUACAACUGUUUGGAAAACAUGACCAUUGUGCACUUAUCACUGUAGAUGAGAGCACUUCCAUAAUAAUGCAGGACAUUGAUGAACUGAAAUACGAGAAGACAUCAGAGAACUUAAUCCUAAAACUAGUGGCCUUGUCUCUGCAAUACAGCUGCUGCUGGAUCCUUUUAUUUUCUAAAGCAAUACAUCAUUCUGAAUACAUUUUUUCAGAAAAUACACUUCACAGUUUGGCAUUGAUUUAUGCAGCCAUGGUUCCACUAACAUCAAAGUCUGCAGAACUGGAUGUGAAGGUUAUUGUUACUUCAGGACUGGAAAAGACAGGAUUAAUACUUCGCCAAAUUGCAGACUACACUCUCAGGUCUUGUAAGAGUACCCCCAGCGGAUGGUUGGACAGGUCCUGGCUGUCUGUACUCACUUCAGAGGCAGAACAGCGUCUGCUUGCCUUUCCUUGUAUUAAUCCCAUGGUGGCUCAGCUAAUGUUACACAGAGGAUGUUCUUUACAAUGGGUACUAUCUGCAAGCAAAGACCAGCUGCAGGAGCUCUUUCCAGAAGUACCUGCAAAAGUUUUAAAGCACUUUAGUGAUAUCACCUCUUUACAUCAACUCAGCACUUCAGCAUCCCCUCCUGUGGCCUCUGAUAUUACGCAGUCGCAUAGGAAAGACUAUUGCUACGACCCAUACAAUAUUCAUGCCCAAAACUCAUCACCUGGCAGACAUGAGCAUACGAGCAGCAGUCUGCUUUUAUGUGGAAAACCUCAAUAUGGGGUUUUAUCACCGAAACUCCUUGGAUACGUAUCACCAUUGAGGGCAACAGAAGCUGUAGAUUUCGGCAUUUCUAGUUCUUUACAUUGUUACCACGGAGAGAACAGUGAAUUCAAACCCAUCCAAUAUAUGAUGCAUGGCCAGAAAGACACUUUCCGAAACAAUACUGAAGUGUUCAGAGAGACUGACCAAAUGUGUUUGACAUCAACAUCAUUGGAUAAGCCUGCUGGUACUAUAAUACCUUCGGCGGGAUCUGGAUUCCACAAUAACUUCUGUACUUUUUUGGACUGUUUUAACCAACCAUGCAAGACACAUGAUUGUGUAAAUGACUUUGAACAACAGAGUCAUGAUUCUGUUUGUCUAAUGGACAAUCUUAGUGGGUCUGUGUCCUCAAACAAGGAAGACGAUACUCUUCAUGACAUCUGUCACCAACACUUUAAUGGUUAUUGUGGAAGAAGCGUUACUCAGAGAAACAGUUAUUUCACAGACUCAUUAAACCACCGAUCUCCAGAAACGCCACUAUACUUCCCAGAUCAAUUAAGAGAUGUGGCAUGUGUCAAACAGCCUGUGACCAGUGAGAAGCCACAGCUCCUUCAUCCUUCACCACUAAAGCCAGGGGCUUUUGAUUUCACCCCUUUCUUAAAUACAAACAAUGACUUUUUAGGUAACCCUGAUUUCUACCAGCAGUCGGUCAGGUCUUUUGACAAGGCAGGAGUCACUAUGCAGAACAACAUCCUAAAUGACAAUGAAGAAAUAAAGGGAUUACAAUUUGCUCAGUUACCGCAACCAAAAAGGAGGAAACUGUCAUUUGAGAAAGUUCCAGGAAGACGAGAUGGUCAAACCCGGCUUAAAUUCUUCUGAAUGAUAAAAAAAAAUACCUACAGGUUUUGAUUAGGGUUGUUGAUGUUCACCUGUCAUGGAAU
Spea bombifrons (plains spadefoot toad) is the source of this 4586-nucleotide messenger RNA. RefSeq names its product shortage in chiasmata 1 (gene SHOC1). Bases 1 to 4524 code for a protein of 1507 amino acids. Gene Ontology annotation, biological process: resolution of meiotic recombination intermediates. The transcript is spliced from 27 exons. The record is from RefSeq and is a predicted model, not a curated record. Gene Ontology annotation, cellular component: condensed nuclear chromosome. Gene Ontology annotation, molecular function: ATP hydrolysis activity; single-stranded DNA binding. Lineage: Eukaryota; Metazoa; Chordata; Amphibia; Anura; Pelobatidae.